CAUGAUCAGUCGACCAGAUCUGGAGGCAGAGGAGGCUCCGAUAGGAAGAGUUUGAAGAGUCAAACCUCAAGCUCAACAAAUAAAAGGUACUCUUUCGAGGACAGCCUGCACCUCCUGGGUCUGGAUGAUAGUUCAGAGGAAGGAAGCUCAAAUCCCAUCAUAACCAAAGGUGCUUACCUGUCUCUGAUUUUCCUGCGUCAUCUCAAACUCAGACAGCUCCAGCGCAUCUCUCUUGGACUGCUGAACUACCUGCGCUCUGUGGAGAGGACUUUGACCUUUGACCUGGCAGGUCUGCAGCUGGAGGAACAAGAGCUGUGCAGCACAGCGGAGGAAACGGGCUGGAUGAAUGCAGCCAGAGGGGGAAGAGGGGAGGCAGGAGGUCUCGGCUCACUCCAGUACAGCCACAACACUCCUGUUGACUGUAAGGUCCAUUGCUCACAGUUCAUGGAGUUUGCUGAGGUGGAGAAUCUUCAUGAUUUCUACAGCUCAGAGGGGCAGUUUGUCCACACUCAGGACCAGCGAGGUUUUUACGUCGUGUACGACGCUGCUCUGAAGGACCUGGAGGAGCUGGAGAACGAGCUUCUUCUUGUCGGCUCACAUUUCAUCCAGAGAAACGGGAUGAAGAAAAUGGCCAACACAGAGAGAGCCCCCACCUCGACAGCAGAAGUCCACUCCUGGGCCGGGACAGAUGUCGACCGUGUUGCAGUGCUUCUCGACUUGUGGACAUGUGAGACAGAGUUUUUGGAGAGCAAAGUGCAGCUCUUGAACUGUUACUAUGAGGCCUACCAACAUGCAGUGGGGACUGAGGAGAGGUUUGCAUUGGCUCGAGUUAUUACUGACAUCAUGCACAGUAGACCACAACUGGACCUGAACCUGGAUUACUUUGUUCAGACCUACAGAGCUGAGAUAGGCUGCCUGCGAAGCCACCUACGGCUGAUCAGAGACAUUUUGGACAAUCAGAUUGAAAAACAGCGGCAGUACCUCCAACACAUCUGGAGAGACGACCGCAAAGGCUCUGUUUGUGAUUAUGGCCUUCCACCAAACUACGUUCCCAACCAUCUGGUCUCACUUGGAGGCAGCAGCCCCGCUCUGAUGAACGUUUUCCUCCUGGAGGUUCAUCCAUCUCUCUGCCUGGCUUCUGCAGUCUACCACAGUUUAUCUCAGGCUCACACAGAGCUCUGUCGGCUGCACCGAGCCACGGGCAUCACCGACAAACUCACCCUGCGACAGAAGCUCCUGCGGCAGGCCCUGCAGAGCUGGAGUGACCUGGCUUCGCCUGGAGCCUCCUACAGCACUCAGAUACAGAAGGAUUUGUUCUCAGAUGUGUUUUUUGAGGACCCGAUUUUGGUCCAAAAGGUGGGGCUGUCGUUAGUAAGAUCUGCAGAGGAGAGGGACAUGACGCAGGGAAGAGAGAAACAGCUGUAUGCUGUGGAAACUUUCUCCCGGCUCCUGGAGCUCGUCACCGUCCGCCAUCGUCUGCUGGAGUCGGCCUCGGAGACGGCACAUCUGGCCCAGUUGUACAGAAGCAUGGCUUCAGAGCUAGGCUUUGAUGGCUUCCACCUUUUUCUGAGGCCGGUGCAGUUUGAGGUCGCUGAACCCAAAGACAAAGCAGUGCAGAGACCUGUUUUUAUCACAGCGAUACUGGAAGAUGACAGCUCUGUGGACAGGUUCACCCCGUCCCACCUGCCUCUGAGCAUCCAGGAACUGGACGAGAACCAGAUCGGGAGGUUCAGCUUCAGCUCAGAGGAGGCAGUUAUUCAUCUCAUGAACAGACAGAGUGUAGAGAACCUGCAGGUGACUCUGGCCUGUCAGGUCACACAGAAGAACGCUUUGAUAAGUGCUGUGAAACUGGUCUGUCUUUGUCGCUGGGCCCCGAGUGUGACCCCUCCAGCUGAGAGUGAAGCCGCUUUUCAUUCUGACAAAGAUGUAAAAUUUGACUCCAAACGGGGAAAGGACACCAACAAACAGCAGCAAAAAUCAGACUCGUCACCCUCCAAAGGCUCAGCGAGAACUCCCUCCAUGACCAAGGAGAGGCUGAUGGAGGCUUUUGUGUCCAUCCAGCUGGAAAAAGUGGGUCUGCGUGACGAGAUGCUGAAUUCAUUUCUGAAGAAGAAACAGGCCGUGGGGGGUCUUAUAAAAACCCCGGAGGAAGCUGCAACGAUCAAAAGGAGGCUCAUAAUCGACUUUCUCAAGAGAUUCAGCACACAAAUAUCUCUGUAUUGUGUGAGAGCACAGAUUGUUGCAUAUUACAACAGUCUGACCUUCCUUUUGGACGACGUCCCCUCCGUCCGUCAGUCCCACUUCAUGUUCGGACAAGCAGGGGAGCCAGAGGUCAUUUUGGAUUCUGGAGCUGACCUUUGCCCUGACCCCCGGAGCUUUCAGCGUCGGCCGCAGCAGCUGCUGUCUGCAGACGGCAAAACUCUCCUCAACCUGUGGUUCAUCCCUCAUUUCUCUCAAGUGCUUCACAUGUUCAACACGCUGAAUGUUUCGGCAUGCGCCACAGCUCUCCAUCACACUCUGCAGAUAGUUUCAGGUCUUCAUGACAUAUUUUAUUACGCGGUUAGUUUCUCCAGAUUGGGAAACACAGAAGACUCCUGGAGCUGCAGGAGAGGACAGGAUGUACCAUGCUCACUCGCAGCUGACUGGGGAGGCGCUGAAGGCGUUGGCGCAGAGCUGCUGGAAAUCCAGCGUCAGGUCGACCGUCUGUCUGAUCCCAGCAGCCCAGAGUGCGUCGGCCGCCUGCUGCAGCUGCACCAGCGGGUCCUCCUGCUGCAGUUUGACACUGCCGUCAGACACCUCAUCAGGGAGGCGUUCCUCUCCUCUGGUGAUGUUGCCUCUUACCAGAGUGUGAGCGACAACAUGGCGGUUGCCCUCCCCCUGCUGAGUGACAGUAACCAGACUGACGUGUUCAGUCUCAUGCUGCCUGUUCCUCCAGAGACUCGAGGCUGUCAGGCACAGAGGUUGUAUCCAUGGAGAAGCUUCAUAACCUGUCAGGGAUUGUUCCCUGUGCAUGUUUGGGACAUCCCUCCCAUCGAGUACUGCAUGCAGCUGUGUCUGAGCGGCCUGAGCGAUCGCAGCCGACUGCAGGCCAACGCAGCCAUCCUCGGCGUAUCACUGCUCAUGGAGGACGUCCUGAACAGCGGGGGAGAGGCCGAGCCUGUUCGUCUCCAUGGCAACAAAGACGACCUUCUGCACGAUGGGAAACCUAACGAAGGGGAAACGCUCUGCUCGGAAGCUGAAGCAGAGAAGACUUGUGUGUCAGACUCCUCUGCUCCUCUCCAGGAUCCGAUCAGAGUCCAGUCUGUGCUGAGAGGUUUCCUCCUGCUGACGAAGCAGCUGCAGGUGUUCAAGGAGAGCUGGGCCCGAAGGCGUUUGGGUGCUCAGGUGUUCGGGACGCCCAGGUCGUAUCAACAGUUUGUCAAACUCUACAGAGCUGAAAUCUUUUACCCCAGCAUGAGAGCUCUAGCUCAACAGAUGGGUAGAGAGCGGGACUACGAGGUCCUAAUUUCUGGCAGCCAGUCUUUCCUGCCUCCACCUGGAGCUUCAGAGGUUGAUGUGAAAGCCUGGCAGCUUCACAGACUGCUGGAGAGCACCGAGUGCGACAUGAUCCGAGCGGUGCAGAGUAGGAUCAGCAGAGAGCUGACACUGGUGGUUUCAGAGCGAACUCGACAGGACACAGGCCUCCCUACAGAGCUGUGGAGGAAAACCCCACAGAAGCACAGUUUGUCUCCUGAGCGGCCGCAGAUUGUGGAGGCGUUCAUCCAGCAGCUGAUGGAGGGAGCUGAAGAAGCUGAGGGACAGCUGAGAGUCUCUCAGGAUCACCUCCAGCAGUGUCUCACUAACCUCGGCUGUUCUCUGAUGGAGCGCGAGCGUCGCAGCUUCCUGCUUUACUCGCAGUUUUAUGAGCGAAUCCUGCAGCAGGAGACUCAGCUCCUGUAUCAGAGAGAACAGGAUUUAAAGAAUCUUAAGGACUCGCAGACAAGCAGCUCUCACAUAGAGGUGGCCGCCGUGUGUCGUGGGAUGAUGUUGGAGGUCUCGGCGCUGCAGGCCCGAGUCGCUCACCUGGAACGAGAGAGGAGCACUUUAGAGGAGCAGCUCGCUCUCAAAUCCAGAGAACGCUACGAGCCUCUGGUCCGACACCUCUUCGCCACCUGCAUCCAGCUGAAGGCCGGGCUUGAUGAGUACCGCCGGCAGAUGGAGCAGGAUGUGAGUGAGAUGGUGAACAGAAUAAGAAGCGAAGGAGUGGACAGAAUUAUUAAAGUCAAGAAGAAGUACGGCUGCACCGAAGACGACGGCAGACUCGCAGUUGCACAGUUAAAGAAAGAAGAAGUCCACGAGCUGCAGGUGGAGAACAGCCGGCUGGCUGCUCUGCUCUGCAAACUGAAGGCUCUGAGCAGCUGGAGGCAGCUGGUCGACCAGGAGAAACUUCACCGACGGCUGCGUCAAACUCAGCAGAGGGAGAUCACCAGCCGCACUGAGGCUCUCAGGGUGAAGAUGACGUCGGAGGAGGAAGUGGUUUUCCUGCAGGAGGAGCUGGAGGCCGUGAGGAGGGAGCUGACCCGCUGUCAGGCCGAGUGCAGCAGCACCAAGAAGCUGCUCAGCAGGAAGGCAGAGGAGCUCCAGGUGUUCAGGCAUCAGUCUGCACAGGAGGCCCGCAGCAGGCAGGAGCUGGACACCUAUCGGGUGCAGAGCCUGGAACAAAUGAGAGCCGACGUGGAGGACAGAGAGACACAGCUGAGGGCGCUGAGCCAGCAGCUGGACAGAGGCAGCAGGAUGAACCAGUUCCACAGAGAGCGCAGUGCCAAGGAGAUCCGACAGAUGAGGGGCCAGCUGCGGAAAGAGCUCGGCCUCAAACAAGAAGCCUUUCAGCGGGUGCACACACUGCAGAGCCAGGUGAACGACAUGGAGGCAGCUUUCUCCAGGUGCGCCUCUACGGCAGGGCAGAGCAGGAAUUAUUACACGCUGUCAGUCAGCAGAUUGAGUGCUAUAAGUCCCUCAGCAGGUCUACAGAGGGCCAGUCAGCAGCUUGGCAGCCUCACAAACUACACCACCCUUCAGGACGUCUCCACAGAGCCAAAACGCCAGAAAGCAGAAACAGCCAGGAGCCGUUCUAACGCCAGAUUAGACCGAGCGAAAGCAGAUCCGACUCGCCUGCGAGCCCUGACUGCUGAGGCGACGUUGCCGGGCCUGUGAGAUUUACUGCUGGGUAUUCUGUAAAGCAGCAUCAACUUGUUAAACAAGUUAGCUGCUGUUUGACAUGCAGAGUGCUCUGUGGUUUCCGUGCCGACGGCUGAAUCUCCACAUUUACUGUGUGUUCUGCAGGUGUGUGAGCAUUGCAUAUUUAUGUUGUUUUCAAUGACAUAAACCUCAGCAAGGGUUCGCUCAUUCUUUUUCAUCAAAGCGUUUUAUGAUCCAUUUUAGAACAUCACCCACCACAGUCAUACUAUACUGUACCAGUGUGUUCCCUUCAAACACAGUGCAGCACCAUUAUGCUGCUCUGGUCCAGAUUUCAGUCCCACAUGACCUUUUGCUUCAUUUAAAACUGAUCAUUUCUCUCAAUUGAAAAUAAAAUAUUGCAUUCACUCUGACAUUUCUUAAAGCCUGCUGAAGGUCUUUAGAUUAAUUCAUGCAUUAAUCUUAAGCAGUGGUUUCAAUUCAUGUUCAGUACUGGCUGCAAUCGACUAAGUGAUGCCUGAAGCUUGAUUGAGAUAA
Chelmon rostratus (copperband butterflyfish) is the source of this 5712-nucleotide messenger RNA. Its product is annotated as coiled-coil domain-containing protein 162-like. The record is from RefSeq and is a predicted model, not a curated record. Lineage: Eukaryota; Metazoa; Chordata; Actinopteri; Chaetodontiformes; Chaetodontidae. Bases 343 to 5193 code for a protein of 1616 amino acids. The transcript is spliced from 36 exons.